AGCAGCAGCAGCAGCAGCAGCAACAGCAACAGCAGCAACAUCGUAUGUAUAACAACGGUCGUACACGACAACAAGAUACGCGACCUUCUUCUUCUUCUCCUUCUUCACAACAGGACCUUACAAUGCGUUCUAUGCUUUUAGAAGAAUUUAGAAAUUCAAAAAAUAAAAAAUAUGAAUUAAAAGAUAUUGCAGGUCACAUUGUUGAAUUUAGCGGAGAUCAACAUGGAUCUAGGUUUAUUCAACAAAAAUUAGAGACAGCGAAUAGUGAAGAGAAACAAAUGGUAUUUGAAGAAGUCCUUCCUAAUGCUUUACAACUUAUGACAGAUGUCUUUGGUAAUUAUGUACUUCAAAAAUUCUUUGAACAUGGUAAUCAAAUGCAAAAGUCUAUUUUGGCAAAACAAAUGGAAGGCCAUGUCUUAUCUUUAUCACUUCAAAUGUAUGGGUGUCGAGUAGUACAGAAGGCACUUGAACAUGUCUUGACAGAACAACAAGCUACAUUAGUGGGUGAACUUGAUGGCUGUGUAUUAAAAUGCAUUAAAGAUCAAAAUGGCAAUCACGUUAUUCAAAAGGCAAUUGAAAGAGUACCGGCGCAACAUAUUCAAUUUAUUAUUGAUGCAUUCCAUGGACAAGUCUAUAAUUUAGCUACUCAUCCUUAUGGAUGUCGUGUUAUUCAACGUAUGUUUGAACAUUGUACAGAUGCUCAAACAGAACCUCUUUUAGAAGAGCUACAUAGAUGUACUCAUCAACUUGUUCAAGAUCAAUAUGGUAAUUAUGUAAUCCAACAUAUACUUGAAAGAGGUCAUCCAGAAGACAAGACAAAGAUUGUAGAUAAGAUUUUAGGACAGAUCUUACCAUUAAGUAAACAUAAAUUUGCUAGCAAUGUUGUAGAGAAAUGUGUCGAUUAUGGAAGUAAAGAAGAUAGACAACGUUUAAUUGAAGAAGUCAUUCAAACCAGAUCUGAUGGUACAUAUCCACUCAUUACUAUGAUGAAAGAUCAAUAUGCUAAUUACGUUGUUCAAAAAAUGUUGGACGUUGUUGAUGAUGAUCAACGUGAAAUAUUACUUGACAAAAUUAGACCUCAUUUACAGUCAUUAAAGAAAUAUACCUACGGAAAACAUCUUAUUCAAAAAGUAGAAAAGUUGGGCAUUGUACAACAACAAGACGAUAAUCAACACGAUAUUAUAUAGUUCCUUUUUUUCUCUAUUUUUCCCACAGGAGUGGGUGUAUAUAUGUAUAAAAACUCCUGUAUCAUAUAAAAAACUGGCUACUUUUUUUGUAAAAAAAAAGGAUUUUUUUUGUCAUAUAUAUUCACAUACAAAUAUAUAACGACGAAUUAAUAAUAUACAUAUUACAUAAUAAAGUAAAUAAAUAUUUUGUUAAGAAAAGUAA
Molecule: messenger RNA, 1389 nt
Organism: Cokeromyces recurvatus
Lineage: Eukaryota; Fungi; Mucoromycota; Mucoromycetes; Mucorales; Mucoraceae
Product: armadillo-type protein
Exons: 3
Coding region: 45-1187 (380 amino acids)
Biological process (GO): nuclear-transcribed mRNA catabolic process, deadenylation-dependent decay
Cellular component (GO): cytoplasm
Molecular function (GO): mRNA 3'-UTR binding
Source: RefSeq, a predicted model, not a curated record